AUGUCUCAACCUGUUUCACUGAAGUCUGUAAACGUGAUCCCAGAUCCAAAUACUUCCACCGAAGUAUCUAACGGUUUCUGGUCAUCUAAUCCAAUUUCAAGUUUCUUUAUUGAUACAUACAAACAAAUCCACAGUCAUAGACUAUCAUUAGAACUAAUUAACCCAGGUACAGUUGAAAAUUUGAAUAAGGAAGUUUCCCGUGAUGUCUUUUUGAGCCAAUAUUUCUUCACUGGUUUUAAAGCUGAUUUAAAUAAAGCAUUUGCCUUAAAUCCUGCAUUCCAAACAUCUCAUACCUUCUCAAUUGGAUCUCAAAACUUACCAUCUUAUGCCUUCUCUGCCUUGUUUGCAGAUGAUAAUUUAUUUAUCCAAGGUAACGUUGACAAUGAUAAAUCCUUAUCCGGAAGAUUAAAUUAUGGUUGGAAUAAGAAAAAUAUCUCUAAAAUCAACUUACAAUUAUCUAAUGACCAACCUUCAAUGUGCCAAUUAGAACAAGAUUAUCAAGGUUCUGAUUUUUCAUUAAAUUUUAAGAGUUUAAAUCCUUCUUUUGCUAAUUCUAGAAAUAUCUUCACUGGUGUUGCAGUUGGUUCCUUACUUCAAAGUGUUACUCCUCAAUUAGCAUUAGGUCUGGAAUUAUUAUACUCUCGUGCUCAACCUUCAGCCCCUGCUGAUGCUGGUGUUUCAUAUUUAGCACGUUAUGUAUCCAGCAAGAAAGAUUGGGUAUUUUCAGGCCAAUUGCAAGCUAAUGGUGCUUUAGUUGCUUCUUUCUGGAGAAAAGUUUUACCAUCUGUAGAGGCUGGUAUUGAAACCAAUCUUCAAGCUGGUAUGACUCCAAUUACAGAUCCCGUUCUUGGUGCUCCAGUUGGUAUCCAGCCAACUGUUGAAGGUUCUACAACUAUUGGUGCCAAAUAUGAAUAUAGACAAUCUGUUUAUAGAGGUUCUAUUAGCUCAAACGGUAAAGUUGCUUGUUUCUUAGAAAGAAAAGUUUUGCCAACAUUAUCUAUAUUAUUUUGUGGUGAAAUUGACCAAUUCAAAAAUGAAAGCAAAUUAGGUUGCGGUCUUCAAUUCGAAACUGCUGGUAAUGAAGAAUUAUUAAUGAUGCAACAAGGUUUAGACAAAGACGGUAAUCCAUUACAAGCUCCACCACAACCAACCGAAAUUUAG
Molecule: messenger RNA, 1161 nt
Organism: Henningerozyma blattae CBS 6284
Lineage: Eukaryota; Fungi; Ascomycota; Saccharomycetes; Saccharomycetales; Saccharomycetaceae
Gene: TOM40
Product: TOM complex pore protein TOM40
Exons: 1
Coding region: 1-1161 (386 amino acids)
Biological process (GO): protein import into mitochondrial matrix
Cellular component (GO): mitochondrial outer membrane translocase complex; mitochondrial outer membrane
Molecular function (GO): transmembrane protein transporter activity
Source: RefSeq, a predicted model, not a curated record